Messenger RNA from Magnolia sinica, 2085 nucleotides. RefSeq names its product pectinesterase-like. The record is from RefSeq and is a predicted model, not a curated record. Lineage: Eukaryota; Viridiplantae; Streptophyta; Magnoliopsida; Magnoliales; Magnoliaceae. The transcript is spliced from 3 exons. Bases 53 to 1657 code for a protein of 534 amino acids. Gene Ontology annotation, molecular function: pectinesterase activity; pectinesterase inhibitor activity. Gene Ontology annotation, biological process: cell wall modification.
CCCACUUCCCACAAUCUCCUCUACACCAUAGAAGUUGUGUUAGUUCUUUUUUAUGAGAAUGGGAAGGAGCCCAAGAUCCAUCUGCCUUCUCUUUUGCUUUCUUGCUUUGGAAAUUUCAUGGGGUGUAUACACCCAAGGAGUGAAUGUAGGAGAGCAUGUUCAUAGAGAAUGUGGCUUCACCAGAUACCCCAACCUAUGCACUGAGUCCUUGUCAGGGUUAGGGUUAGGGUUAGGUCAUGACCCAUAUGAUAUUUUGCAUGCUCUUGUUGAAAAAACUAGAGAUGAGACCAAGAUGUCUACUUCAAUUCUUCCAAAUCCAACCGACCAUCAAGUGGGCCUAACAAGCCAACAAACCCAUGUUCCUAUAGGAUAUUGUAAUGAUCUGAUGGACAUGUCUCUCGCACGACUCAAUCAAUCCAUCUCAGCACUCAAAGACUCCACUCCCAAAAACAAGCAAGACAUCCAAACAUGGCUCAGUGCGGUGAUGACCUUUCAACAAGCGUGCAAAGACUCGGUCAAUGGUCUUUCAGACGAUUUCAGCCGUCAGAUUUCCGGGAAGAUGGACCACUUAUCUAAGCUGGUCAGUAACUCUCUAGCUCUUGUGAAUCGUAUCAACGGUCAGAUGGAGAAUUCCACGGCCCGCCAUCUCACUUCCAAUGAAGAAUUCCCUACGUGGGUGUCCCCCAAAGAUAGAAAGCUUCUCCAGAGCCCUGCAGUGGGCCCGGCAAUACGGGCGAAUGUGAUCGUCGCGCAGGAUGGAACAGGCAAUUUUGAGAAAGUAGCGGAUGCUAUUGAAGCUGCCCAUGGAGGAAGGUUCGUGAUCUACGUGAAGGCUGGUGUAUACAAGGAGAAGAUACACAUGAAGAAAGAUGGCAUCACGUUGAUCGGUGAUGGAAGAUACUCUACGAUAAUUAGCGGUGGAGAUAGCGUUGGUGGUGGGUCCACGAUGCCUGGAUCGGCGACAUUUGCCGUCUUCGGCGACGGAUUCAUCGCUCGCGACAUCGGAUUCCAAAACACGGCAGGACCCAAAGGCGCACAAGCCCUUGCAAUGAUGAUCUCAUCUGACCGUUCAGUUUUCUAUAGAUGUAGCAUAACAGGCUAUCAAGACACCUUAUAUGCACUUGCACUACGCCAGUUCUAUAGAGAAUGUGACAUUGCUGGAACCAUUGAUUUUAUAUUUGGAAAUGCAGCCGCCCUCUUCCAAAACUGUAAUCUCAUCCUACGUCGACCACAGAAUUCAGCCUACAAUGUGAUUCUUGCAAAUGGACGGACAGAUCCCGGCCAAAAUACUGGGUUUUCUCUCCAGAAUUGUAAAAUCAUGGCGGGCCGUGAUCUAUCGCCAGUAAAGCACUCGAUCCAGUCCUUCCUUGGGAGACCAUGGAAGGAAUACUCGAGAGCGGUUAUAAUGCAAUCAAGCGUCGAUGAUGUGAUUUCAUCGAAAGGCUGGGAUGUGUGGGAAGGUAGUUUUGCUCUAAAGACACUAUAUUUCGCUGAAUAUCUUAAUGCGGGGCCCGGAGCUGGAACUUCAGGUCGAGUUAAAUGGUCUGGCUAUCAUCUCAUUGGAACUGAUGAUGCUGUGAAGUUUACUGUUAGUAAUUUCAUCGGUGGGAACUCAUGGUUGCCGUCUACUGGAAUAACUUUCAAUUUAGGGCUUUGAUUUGGAUUGAAUUGUAAUUGUAAUAAGUUUAGUAUUUGAUUUGAUGAGUUUCAAGUGUAAAAAUAAAAAUAAUAAUAAUAAAAGUAUGUCAUUUCUCUCCUUAUCAUGUGGGUGUGAUAUCCAACUUUCAAUGUGCAAAAAUGAGAACCAUUCAGUCAUUAGGUGGGCCACAUAAUAGAAAUAAUUUCUAGCCAUUGAUAAAUAGUAAAAUGCAAGUUAAUUGGUCUACUUCAUGAGUAGACGUGCCUGAUUUUUUCAACCUCAUGAUGAAGAUAACCUAUUGAAUGGGUUGGAUGUUGCUCACACACAUGAAAGGUUGGAAGUUAUAGGUGGGUGGAUGUUAGAUUAUGGUCUAGUCGAGUGGACUUGUAAAAUUCUAUAUGAAAUGGUAGUUUAUUCAAUUCCAUUAAACCUAUUUGUGUUUGUUC